Messenger RNA from Saccoglossus kowalevskii, 1309 nucleotides. Its product is annotated as apolipophorin-like. The record is from RefSeq and is a predicted model, not a curated record. Lineage: Eukaryota; Metazoa; Hemichordata; Enteropneusta; Harrimaniidae.
GUCUAUGGAUGAAGUCAACUAGCACCAAUGACGGUACCCUAGUUUCUUACGCAGUACCUGGUACUGACAACGAGAUGAUUUUGUAUGAUUAUGGUUAUUUGAGAUUACUCAUCAAUGGUAUUUAUAGAUCGACAACUGGCGUUGCUGUCAAUGAUGGUGUGUGCCACUAUAUCUGUUUGACAUGGACUUCAGUUACAGGUCGAUGGCAAAUAUUCGUAGAUGGAGUGUUAGUUGGAUAUGGUACAGUUUCCCAAGGAACACCGAUUCAGGGAGGUGGUGUUCUAGUGCUGGGUCAAGAUCAAGACAACGUUGGUGGAGGUUUUCACCCAUUUCAAGCGUUUGUUGGCAAAAUGACGAAAUUCAACUUGUGGGAUCGUGUGCUUACAAACCAAGAAAUUAAAAAUAAGCUUGACUAUGGCAAUAUUUAUUCAUGGGACAUUUCAACCCUUUUGCUGCAGGGUACUGAGAAAAUCAGAGAUGUGGAUAUAUGUAGUGGCGCUGUUACAUGUGAUCCUCAUUUCACCACACUGGAUGGUCGUCAUUACAGCCAUCAAGGCGUCUGCUGGUACACCCUGGUGAAAGAUAGCUCCAAGCCCAAACCAGAUUUCGAAAUCACUGCUAGGUUUGAACCACGAGAAGAUCAUCCAAAUGGUGAAAUAAAAACCCGGGCGGUAGCUCUAAAUAUUACAGUAGGAGAUGACUGUGUUGAAGUGGACAGACUUGACGUAGUUUCUAAACAUGCAAAGGGAGCAGCGUCCAAGAUACAUAUCAUUCAAACUGAUAAAAACAUUUUACUAAGUUUCACACUUAAAGAUACCACUUUCAAGAUUGAUUGGACAUUACGAAGACAUAUAUUCAGUAUUGAUAUAUCUGGUCUUGAUUAUGAAGACAAGCUGCGUGGGUUAUUGGGUAAUUACAAUGGUGAUAGCCAUGAUGACUUUCAAAAGCCCGAUGGUACUAUGGCUAAUGACGCUGUUGAAUUUGGCGAGAGUUGGAAAGUACCAGGAAUUGAGUGUGACUAACCGUAUAUUGGAAAUCAAGGACAAUUUUAAUGGUUUAAUGGACUCGUUUUCAUAGCAUGUUAGCGGCGUACCGUUUUUUUUCAGGAAAUGCAUGGCUCUAUAUCGAAAUCAUUACUGAUUAUGUUAUAGUAAAAUAUGUGUCACAUUCUGAGGUUGAAUUGUGCUAAUAUAGAUACUUAUACUACUAGUCAUAGUUAAUCGUCUAAUAUAACUUACGGUAAUGGGUUUAUGUGCUAAAUAUAAUCUAAUGUAAUAGUGGUAUAUUAAAUAAAUGGUCAACGCAGGAA